AUGGAAGGAGGAGCAGGAGGAGCCAGCUCUGCCGCGGGUGGUGGCCAGGGGAGCGACAUCGAGGACAAGCGCGAGCGGAAGGCCGCCAGAAAGCAGCGCCGGUCGCACGACACCAAGAAGCACAAGCAGACCACGCCCACCGGUACUAAGCACUCGAUUACGGUCACCUCCAGCAGCAAGCGACCGCUCCGCACCAGCAGCCGCGACGACGUGUCGCUCCAGCGUCGACGCAACAGCGAAACCAGCAACAGCUCCGACUCAGAGGGAACGACACCGAAGAGCCGCGGGCGCAGGUCUGAAUCCCAGACGUCCGACUCCGAGUCGGAAUCGACGUCGUCGGAUGGCGAACGCGGUCACCGACGGGCGCGCCGACGCAAGGGCACGCACAGCGCGCAGGCCGAGUCUCGGUCGAGGUCCGCCUCGCGCGGCAGCUCGCAGGAGCGCAAGGGCGACAACACCAUCCGACGACCACCCUCGCGUCAGUCGCGCUUGGCCUCUUCUUCCGGUUCCAGCGAAGGAACUCCCGACACGGGGCUAACGUCGCCCAAGGGCGAGGAGAUCGGUCGAAUGCAUAAGGAGAUCGAGACGCUGAAGAACCUCACUAAGAUCCUCGAGGAGAAGCUCGAGAUCCUCGAGCACAUACCCGACGACGCCCCGGACAGCGGCUCGGCCUACUCUGCGCAUCUCUCGCCGUCGGGCCACCACGGCACCCACGGCCGCAAGUCGCUCACCGGCAGCACCGCCAGCGGUGGCAGCAACAAGCUGUCCGACUCAAGCGACGGCGGCGAGUCCCACGCCACGCCGCCUCCACGCCGCUGCCCUGUGAGCCGCUCGACGGCCGACUUCACCAAGCACGGCCGCACGCAGAUGGAGAAGGCCGCGAAGCGACAACGCCGCGCUGCCCACCGCAAGCACAUCCGUAGCCAGGGCGGAAGCGACAGCGACGCGACUAACGAGAACGGCGGCGACAGCAGCAGCGGGACCGACGACGAGGCCUCGUCGUCGGUGAGUGGCGAGUCGCGAAAGCUGCGCAAAUCGAUCUCGCUGACGGAACUCAGAGGCAUGCCCAGCCAGCAGCGCAGCGGCGGCGGCGAGAGCGAGGUGGGCAAGAUCAAGAAGGAGCGCGACCACGAGAACAAGCUCAUGAACCAGCGCGCGGUGCGGGAACGAGCUCGCGGCCAGCGCGAGCACGAGCGACAGCGGGUGGGCGGCGGGUCGGUGCCCUACGUGUCCCCGUUCGGCAACUCACCCACGACCAAGUCGCUCGAGUACUGCUACUCGUGUCUCAUGAAGACCGACAUCUCGUCCGACGGCGACCGCAAGCUGUGGAAGCGACGCGUGCUCGGCUUUGGCUCAAAUGGAAUGAAUUUGAUCAAGCCGUACACGGAGAAGGUGGAGCAGGUGUGGGCGUGGCCCACCAUCCAGCAGUGGAUCAUCAACGACGAGCAGAACCUGAUCAAGUUCAUGAUCGAGGAGGACGCCAAGCACCACCACCACAGCCGCAGCAGCGACUCAGAGCACUCGUCGAGCGACAGCGAGCAGGACGACGCCGCUGCCGCCGCCGGUGGUGCCGCCGGCGCCAAGAGCAAGAUCGCGAUCUACACGUUCCGCGUAGACGACGUCAACAAGGUCAACGACGCGCUGUGGAAGGUGGUCAAGCGGGUGCAGAAGAAGCGGCGCGGGUUGGAGCGCCUGGGCGGCGGCAGCGGCACGCGGAGCCGAUCGUCGACGCAGAGCAGCGCGCGCAACAGCGACAACGAAAGCGACAGCGACGCGGGGUCGGCGGACGACGAUCAUCAUCAUCAUCACGACCACCACAAGGACGGGCACCAUCAUCAUCACUUCAAGGAGUCGAUGACGUCGCUGUUCAAGGCCCUCACGCACUCGCUCAGCGGCCACGGGCACGGCCACGGCAAGGAGAAGGAGAGGGAGCAUCGAGACAAGGAGCACCGGGACAAAGACAACAAGGAGCGAAAAUGA
Acanthamoeba castellanii str. Neff is the source of this 1980-nucleotide messenger RNA. RefSeq lists its product as uncharacterized. Lineage: Eukaryota; Discosea; Longamoebia; Acanthamoebidae. The transcript has 6 exons. The record is from RefSeq and is a predicted model, not a curated record. Bases 1 to 1980 code for a protein of 659 amino acids.